CCCUGCCUUGCCGCCUCCACGUCAUCUAUGCGCAAGAACCUCGCCCUGUUUGCGGCACGAGUCGUGGCUGUUUGGGAGCGGUCGUUUAAGCAGAGCCCCGUAAUAGUAUUAUUAUUACCACUACUACUACAGGCAUUGUGUGUGUGUGUGGCAGUGAACCUACACCCCACACCACCUCCCCUCCACGCAGCCCAGGCAAUUGCAGACAAACUCGAUGCAAAGGGAGAACGAAGCGCAAUGAUCCGGAGCGUGGCCAAUUGACGCCGCACAACAAGGAGCGCAGUGCGUGGUGACGUUAGCGUGUGCGGCAUUCGCUACAUUUACCACCCCCCCACGCUCGCCGGGCGGGCUGACUCCGCUCACAUUGGAGGCAGCUGCAAGCAGGGGCAGGCGGGCAAUUCGGCGUGGCAGGCAAUUCGGCAGUCAGCAGCGGCAGUCGCUUUCGCUCACGAGCGGCCGCAGUUAUUUCCUCAUAGGCUGCAGCUAAGGAAGCGGGCAAAGACUUGCUGUGGGUGGGGGAUACAGUGUACACAAGAGGAAGGUCUAAUUCAUACACAUUGGUUGCGGGGAGUUGGGGUGAGGGGGAGUUAACGUUGUGUUGAAUAUUUGUCGUGUGUGAAUGUGAAGGUGGUGGUGGAGAGAGAGUUGUGUUUUUUGGCACGCACCAACUCAUUGGCUGGAGGCAACGACAAUGGAGCAGCAUCAGCAGCAGCAGCAAGUCAGUAGGGAAGCUGUGGCCGAUGUAGGCAUAGAGUCUGGACAACAACAUCAUCAUCAGGAGCAGCAUCAUCAGCAGCAGGAGCAGCAUCAUCAGCAGUGGCAGCAGCAGCAGAGCGAUUGGGACUCCUUCGGUCCUGAUUCCCGUGGCAACGCGACUCUGCUUGGCCCUUUUGGGGCGAUGGCCGAAACUCUGAACGCCGGCGCCGCUGGAGCCGACAAGGCUGGGCUUGACACCAAGCCCAGAACCACGGAGUUACCACCAGCAGCAGCAGCAGCUACUGGCUAUAUGGAGAUGGGGCAAAUGAGUGACUUCGAGAUCUUGGCGCAUGAGAAAGGCGACGAGUCCGACGUUAGCCCGGCGGGUGUGCGGGUGGAGCUGGAGAUGCCCAAAAACUGGACGUGCGACUUUGAGGCCCAGAAGGAGGCUUUCUACCAGGACACCUCGCCGUCCAUCUUUCAGGCCGUGUCGACCGGGCACGGCGAACGUUUUGCCACGGCAGGCCUGAGCGAGGUGGAUCUGAACAAGGCCGCGGGCAGCCCCCGCAGCGAUGAGGAGCCGCAGAUCGAAUCCUGCGACAGCAGCCCCGCGGACGACAUCGUGACGGUGUUCCCCACGCCGCCCUCCCUCUUCACGGAGAGCUCCAUCGCUUCUUUUCAGGGUCGGGGCAGCCCCGAAGCAGUGGGGUCUCUGUCCGGCAAGACCAGCCCGUCGGAAGACAAGACGCCUAAAAAAGCGACGUCUCCCGACAAGCCAAUGGAAAAGCUCAUCUCUCUCGCCGAGGAAAAAUAUCUGGAUACCACUGUUCCGCAAAAGAGGGAGAGCGACGGCCCAAGCGACGGGGAGGUUUUGACGAAGAACCCAAGAAAGGACGAGCGAGCGGAGCCACUGAAGCCACGUGACGCGCACGUGGGCGAGAAACAACCGGUGGUGUACCACCCAGGAUACUCCGAGGCGGAAACCAUCUCCAUCUCGCAGGAGAGCAGCCCGCUGGAGGAGAUCAGCCCCAUUUCGGAAGAAUUCACGGACAAACUGAUCGUCGCCAGCGACGAGGUGCAGAUGCGACAGCCUUCGACAGAAAUGGAGUACUCGAUUUCACUGUCCCAGGAGAGCAGUCCCGGAGAAGACUCGAGUCCCGUGACAGGCAACUUGGCCCACGUGUUCCCCAAACCGAGCGCCGCUGCCACCACCGUGCAGCAGCAGCAGCUGGCCGGGAUUGAUUCCUCCGAGGAGAAGCAAGUCCCAAUUGCCAAGAAGGACAACUCCCUGACGUCGUCGUACGUGAGCAGCUCCACCGAGGAGUCCAGCCCUGGUGAGGAAGGAGUACGCGUCGUGGGUGGCGGGAGCAAGCCCGGCGAGAAGGAAGACUUCGUGGAGGAAGUGGCGCCGCAGUCCCACGAGGAGGAGAGAUCGCCCCGCAAGACCGACUCGCACGCCGGGGGGGACGGAAAGGAUCCGGGUUUCGGCGUGGAGUCCCUGGGGGCGUCGUGGGGCAGCGGAGACGAUUGGCCCGCGAGCGAGGGUGUGCGGGCAGCCGAGCCGGUGGCCUCCUCCAAAGGAGACCUGGGCGGGUGUGUGGCUGGCGGCAACGAGGCCGUGGAGCCGCACCUUGGGGGAAAAUGUCCCGGAGUGCCGCCCACUCGGGGGGGAGCCGCGGGCGGCGGGCACGCAGAGGGGCCACGCGAGGAGCAGACCGCUGAGGAUGCGCACGCAGGCGCGGCCGCUACGGCAUGCUGGCCUGCCGGCUCGCGCGAUGCUUUUCACGCCGUGCUUGCGGCGCCUCCUUUGCUGGAGGAUGCCACCGCUGGGCCAGGAGUGAGGGCCGUAGCGCGCGUGCAAAGUGACGACGAUGAGCCCGUUGAGCCAGAGAAAGGUAAAGGGGAAGCGUUCGACGGUCACCACGCAGAGGAGAAGUUUGCCCCUCCGAAAGCAGACUCCGUCACUGAAAAGGCGCCUGCAGGUAAGAGCGUUGCCGAGGAGGAGGAGGAGGAGGAGGAGGAGGAGGAACGCGAGCACUUGGAAGCUGCCACAAAGGCUGCCAUUUGCGCCGCGCAGCAGUCGGCGGCGCGGGAACGCGACUUCGGCUCGGAGCGAGUGUCUGAGGCCACCGGUGUGGACACCGCCGAUUCAGAUGAGAGGAACGUCGACACCGAAGAGGAAGAGGAGGAGGAGGAGGAGGGAAAAGAGCUCUGGGCAGCGGCUACCGAGCGGGCGGAGACGAGGAGAGCGGUGGAGGGAAGCAUGCAGGAGCUGAGCCGGGCCCUGGAGAAGAUGAAGGGUGACUCUCGCCUGGCCAUUGAGGAGGUCCUGCAGCGGGAGGAGGGGGAGGGGGGCGCCGCAGUGGCUGCCGACACGCGCAAAGCGAAUGAGGCCGUCUGCGCGGAGGCCGCGGUGCCUGGGGGCGCCGGACGCCUGCCGGCGGAAGACGCCGGGAACGAUUUCCCGCUCCCGGGCAACGCGGCGCGGGCGGUGGGCUCGGUAGCCGUGGAGGCCUCGAGCGUGCAGGUCCCGUUCACCGACAUAAUCGCCGCCGCUACGGAGGAGGGUUUGACGGAGACACCGGCGUCGGGGCGGACCGUGCGGAGCGUUUGCCCGGUCGCCCCGACCGAGAGCCACGUGGAGGACAAAUCCGCGGUGGGGAAGCCGGUGACUCGGCAAGAGGAGACUGCUUUUGAGAAGACGCGGGAGGUGAAUUUAGGGGGCUCUGACAUUGAAAACAUGGACCGAGCGGGCGGUGAACUGAAACGGCGGCGCGAACAGCAGGAGGAGACUUCGGUGGCCGUGAAGGACGACGCCUCGAGCUCCCUCACGGAGGCCACGGCGCAGAACCUGGAGAACUGUGCUCGUGCGGCGGCGGCGGCGAUCAUCGUCGGCCACGAGGUGGGGCGAGGAGGAGGCCCCCUCGAGUGUGAGGCGCCCACGAGUGACGCACGUGCCAAGGGGGAUACCACCGGCACGGGGGACCGCGUCGCCACGGAAACCGAUCCGGCGGGCGACUCGUCCGCGGAGUCCGAAGACCGAGCCGCAGCGCGGGAUUCGCAUCCCCAGCAGCAGCGGCGGCAGGACCAGCAAGUACCGGCAGGCGGUGAGACGCACGGGGAUCGUUCUGACGAGGCCCCGCAGCCAGACGCCCUCCGCGCCGCCGAAGAGACGGCGCAAGAAGCCCCGACGGGCGAGGCGACGACGGCCCGCGAAGAGUUCGAAGCAACGGCGGUUGUUUCUCAAGCGCCGCGCGAGCACCAGAGCUCUCUGGCAAGCGCUCGCGUUGCCAAAGGGCAGGGGACAGCGAACGAUUUCAUGGACUUUGAAGUGGGAAGCGCGAAGCAGCCUCAGCAGCAGCCUCAGCAGCAGCCUCAGCAGCAGCCUCAGCAGCAGCCUCAGCAGCAGCCUCAGCAGCAGCCUCAGCAGCAGCCUCAGCAGCAGCCUCAGCAGCAGCCUCAGCAGCAGCCUCAGCAGCAGGAGCCUGCCGUGGCCGUAAGCGUCGCCAAAUUCGACACGCCGCCCUCUGCCGUCCGCGUCAUUGACAGCGAGGAGGAGGAGGACGAUGACGAUGAUGAGUACGAGAACGAGUUCUACUCGGAGGAAACCGUGGCGUCUGCGGCUGCCCCCUGGGUCCAGAAGAGCCUUAUCACGGUGGAGGAGGAGGAGGAGCUCUCCAAACCGGGCAAGGUCACCGUGAUCCCCGAACCCCUCGGUGGAGCCGCAGGGCCUCCCCCGCAGGCCGCCGCCGUCGAACCAAAGGGCCCGGUCGGGGCUCCGGCGGCAGCAACGGCGAGACCUGCCCCCGCCGACGACAAGGAGGAGGAGCCCAAGGGCUUCCGUCCGUCGCAGCCGCCCCCCUCCUGGCCGGGGUUCGGGCCCCCCACAGUGAUCAUCGAGGAGGCCGCAGAGGAAGGCGGCGCGGAGCGAGAGGAGCCCGCCCCCGAGGUGAGGCCCCGCGGGAAGCCAAGCGAGGCGGCGGCGGCGGCGGCGGCGGCGGCGGCGGAGGAGGAGAAACAGCCGGAGGUGGAGAAGAAGCUGCCAGCCAAGGCAGAGGAUGGAAAGUCACGGCAGUCCUUGCUGGAGAAGAUCCACUUGCCAGCAGUCUCGGAGCUGGUGUACUGGCGGGACCCGCGGUGGAGCGGCGGGGUGCUGGGGGCGCUGCUGUUGCUGCUGCUGUCCAUCGCGCACCUCAGCGUGUUCACCAUCGUCGGCUACCUGGGCCUGCUGAUGCUCACCUGCACCAUCACGUGGCGGGUGUGCCGCGGCGUGCUGUGCGCCGUGCAGAAGCGCGAGGACGGACAUCCCUUCCGGACGUACCUGGCGGAGGACGUGGAUGUGACGCGGGAGCGCAUGAGCCGCCAGGUGGAGGUGGCUCGUGUCUGGACCACGGGCGCCGCCACGGAGCUGCGGCGCCUCCUGCUCGUGCAGGACCUCGUUGACUCACUCAAGUUUGCCGGCGUCCUCUGGCUCAUGACGUACGUGGGAUCUGUGUUCAACGGCCUCUCUCUCCUCAUCCUGGGUGUGGUGCUCCUGUUCAGUGUCCCCAUCGCCUACGAGAAGAAAAAGACCGAGGUCGACCAUUACCUGGCGCUGGUUCAAGCGAAAGUGGACGAUGCAACGGCACGAGUGAAGAGCAUGAUUCCUGCCGCCCUUCGUCCAAACGAAGCAAACUCCUCGGCCAAGUGAAAGCGCAAGCUCGACCGCGCUCGACCAUCGCCAACCCCCCCCCCCCCCCAACUGAACAAAAGCUGACGAUAGCCUAACACUUCCGUUGUUACUCCGUAUGUUUGACUUAAAAAUUAAGUAGGAUACCAAUUUGCGUGUGACAUAACAAAGUGCAUGAAACUACCAAUACUUUAGAGUUUUUAUUUAAAUCGAGUUUUCUUUUGUGUUUUGUUUAUUCGUCCUCUUAAAUCCUUGAGGUACCGUGACGAAUUGUAAAUCGCAUUUGCGUUGUCAAUGUUGCCACGACGGUCGCGUAGCGCCGCGCAAUGCCGUCAUCAAAUGUAAUCCAGAGAGCUGCCGUGGAACACGGCCGUCAGCCUCGAGUAGUCCGCGUCAAACGCAUUCUCGUUUUAGAUUACUUAAGAAAGCAGACAUCGGUAGUAAGCUGAAUUGGUGAACCCCGAGAUCCAUGACCGCACUCGAUCACUCGGUCACAGUCCGUCGCAACGUGCAGCUCUUAAUCGGCGGUGGCGGCGGUGACGACGGCAGCAUCCGCGCCAGGCGUGCAGGACGAGUCUCUGUGUCCGCUGCCGUAAGGCCAUGGGGCUUGGAGAGCGGCUCUGCCGGGGGGUGGGCAUGCCCGGGCCCCCACGGCCCCCACGGCCCCCACGGCCCCCACGGCCCCCACAGCUUCCACGGCCUGGACGUCUUGGCGAAACCUUUUAGCACCGUUUUUUUGUUUUCCGAGUCUUGAGCAACACCUGAAGAAAUUUGGCCAAAUUUCUCCUGGGUGAGUCCACAAUAGCAACCCAACUUUAUAAGUCAAAUUUCGUUUGGAUUGAAUCCCCUUCACGAGCACACCCUACCCCCCGAUACCCUACCCCCCCCCCCCCCCCCCCAUUGAUGACGGACGGACAUCAACACUUUCCACGUGAUUUUCAAAGCGUUCGGAAUAUAUUAAUUUAUUAACAAAUUUCUGCAAGUCAAACAGCAUGCAGUGGUGGCCGUUGAACAAUUUGUUUGCUGAAAUGUUUUCUCUCUGUGGCCGCAUGGGCCCUUGCAACUGUGAUUCCUGUUUCUGCAAAACAACGUGCACUCACUCUCCGAUUUGCCGUCUCCUUCGCACCAAAGGGAGGCACGGGCCACUUUCGUAUAACCACGUUCAGGUCACCUAACUAACAACAUAAGCUAUGUGUACAACCAAUUUAAAAUAUACCAAAAUAGCUCGAAUUCAGUAUUCUCUUCCUUGUUUUAAAACAAAUGUAUACAUUUUGGCAAAUGGAUGUUGGAGGUUAGAGUCAAAAUGUCAAACGGGUCUUCCCGCUUCCAGCCCUGAGCUGGUGGUGAAAUUCCCACACUCCCUUGGACAAGGGCCGCUGUAUUUAUAGACAACUACCGUUGACCUCCCAUAAAGUGGCCCUCGUUUUUAUUGACCGUGGAGGAACGCUUGGCCGAGGCCACGAUUUUGAACUCGCAGCCUUUCCGAUUGUAAGUCGAGCACGGGGGGGCCCCUGGCUGGAUACGCCGGAGGUAAUGACCCCCUGGGAUACUGGUCCUGAGCGUUGCUCUCUUACCGGCAGUGUUCAGUCUCACCGUGUUUGGGCCCUCAAGCCACCUUGAGUCUGAUGUAUCACUGUUCAUCACGCGAACCCGCCAGUCAGCCCACCACGGUGCCAGCCCACCAGCCAGUCAUUCGGCCAGCUUGCCAGGCAGCCAGUCAGCCAGCCAGCCAGCCAACCAGCUCGCCAGCUCUCCAGCAAGCCGAUGAGAGGAGCGUGAGCUGCAGCACAAUGCGCCGUGAACGUGACCCCACUGCAAUCCUAUUUUUGUCUUUGCAUGCGGCACACCACCCACAUCACCCAGGCAAGCCUCUAUAUUGAAUUAUAAGCACAGGUUGGUAAGAAAACUAGCACAUCGAGUAGAUUUAUGACUCAUCUCCUGGUUAAAAAAACACAUUUUCCCUGCAUAUGUGUGGGGCUAUUCCCCCCACCUCAAGCUUCCUAGCAAAACAAUCCUCCUGGGAAAGGAAGAUAUGCCGCACGUUAAAAACACAAGAGCCCAUUGUCCUUUCGUCUCUUUAAUCAUUCCUCGCUACAGUUUUGCCUCUUUUUUUUUUCACCAAUUUGCUAAAGAGCUAGCGUAGCGAGUGAUCAGCUGAUCGCGUUCGGUCAAGCGCAGCAGACGUUCGACCCGCGGGGCGACGACGCCGCGUUGGCACCACCGAGGUCGUGGCUCUGUCCGCGGCCUUGCGGCGUCCGUCACGGUUCUCACGCAGCGCGUUGGGGUGGUCACCCCGCCUGGUCAGCCAUCCGCUCCCCGUACAGCCUAAACAGACUGUUGGGGCAGGUGCUGUUAGUGAGCACCUAAUGAAGGCCGGCACGGUACGCGACGGGGUGGAUGGCCAGCGCCACCGUCCUUUCCCCCGUGGCUGGGAGAGGGUUGUAAGGCUGCGCAAGUUUGGCCCUUGAAGGUCGUCGCGUGGACGGCCGAGGUUAUUUGCUUCGGGCAAUUCGGUGUGGCAGGCGAAGGAGCGGCGUCAUUGGGCGGGGGGUGGGGUCGCAGGUUCAAUGCAUCAUUGCUCUAAAGGCCGGGUCGCAAAAGCACAAUCGGUUUACAAAUGACAAGUUGACCAUGACAAAAAAAAUCAGUUUAAACAAGACAAAGUCUGACGCUAAACACGGAUUACGCUGGAGCUUAACUAGACGCGGGAAACGUUGAAUCGUAUUUAAUUCUGCGAUGAGCGUAACAUUCACGCCGAUGUUGACGCGAGGCGUAGUCGUAGUUUUGUGUAGCAUUGGCAAUGGUGGACGUAGUGGGGGGGGGGGGGGGUAGCGGUUUGCACUUCAUGGCGUUCGCUUUGAGAGCGGGUGGCACAGCAGCUCAGUGUUGCUCCCUCUGGCACCGCGUGUCCCCCCCCCACCUCUCUCCCCCCCGCUGCUCAACGCGCGCCUUCAAGCCUCGGACUCGCCACGCGAGGCUUCAGUUCCUGCAGUUGCUUGAACAUUUAAUGUGUCGCGUCGUCCCCAGCGCACUCCGAGCGGAGGUGCGUAAUUACGAAGAGCGAGUCCGAGGGAUUUUGCAAAGUUGCCCGAGGGGUUUUUCCAAAGUUGCCCCAGGAUGGCCGGCGGUUGCCAGGUGAGAGAGAGAGAGAGAUGAGCCGAGUGAAGAGAGCGAGAGUCGGAGGGUCUCCGUGGUCUGGCCCUUCCUUGCCUUCGCAGCGAUUGGACCCCGACGGUCGACGCCGCCAAGCGCUUUAUCGAACCGUGGAUUCGCAUGCCGACGCUCGAUAUGGCAGACGUGUUUCAUCAUGUGAAGCGCGUUCACGUUUUUUCGGCAGAAUGUUUAUGCAUCGGCGCAGUGAUUUUAAUUUUUCUUUUUCGGGAGAGAGGUUUUCACGUUUAACUACUAAACAAAAAAAACCACAACAAACCAUUUCGUUGAUGUAUCAGGAUUAACGAGGGCCUUGUCCACCGUGAUCUAUCGGUCUCUCCGGCGCUUUUGUGUCCGUCGUGGAGGGGGGGGGGUAGUUUGAGUUUUUGUUGCGUCCGGAUGGGUGGUGGGGGUACUGCGCGGUUUGUGUGCGCGAGAGUGGUUUGAAUGAUUGCGGCUGGACAACCCCCUUGCGCUUUGCCUCCGUUGCACACGCUGACGUAGCAGCGGCUGGUUUACCGGAGCCGGCGGGGGGUGGUGUCGGCAGUGUGGGUUUGUGUAUCCCCGGGGCUGUUUUCAUUUGAAGGAAAUCCCUCUUGUGGGGAAUCCGUUGUCGAGAUGCCCCAGGCGUUUUGGGAAGGUCUGUUGGGCUCGCGACACCCGCAUUGUGUCCAGCGUGAGCACGUGGCUGGCUAGGUGUGGCGAACGGCAGGUACCGGUCGACUUGACAGUACCGUGAAAACUUGACGAAGCGCGCCUUUGGUUGGGAUUUGGACAACGUUGAAGACCCAUCGCAGAAACGAACCGCUGACAAAUAUUCAGUUUUCACACAAAGUAAAAAUCAACGUAAAUAAAACCGUUGGAAAAAGUGACAUCCAUUGGCUCGAUAUGGAAUGUCAUUACUCCCAAGUCUCCUUUGGGAAACAGAAGUCGCCGGAUCUGUUUCACUCUCCCGACUAACCAAACGUAAUUGCAAUGAAUGAUAUAGUCUUGUGUAUAUGUGCGUGUCAAAUUAUGAGUGUCUGUGUGUGUCAUCAUAAGGCUGUAAGGGCAUGUUGAGUGGCACCGAUCUGCUCGUUCGUGCAUUGUGCUCCUCCCACGCUUGAUGGAAUGCUGUCGCUCGUGAAUGGCUGUCGAAGCUACGGUACGGUAAUAUUGAUUUCACACACAGCUGCUUUAGUGAUCGUGCGACGUUUGUUGUUGACAACAUUGCUGCUGAUGCACCUUCUAUAGCAAAGUCGAAUGUCAGCUUGUGCUAGCCUUAUAUUAAUGGUAACAAAUAAAGUAACCGCGUGUUUACAA
Messenger RNA from Petromyzon marinus (sea lamprey), 9817 nucleotides. The record is from RefSeq and is a predicted model, not a curated record. Lineage: Eukaryota; Metazoa; Chordata; Hyperoartia; Petromyzontiformes; Petromyzontidae.